ACUCUUCAAAAAGUUGAAGGUGAUUGUUGUGAGACAUGUGUCGCUGCUACAGGUUCAACUGAAUUCCCCUUAACUACAACAAUCGGAGAAUGUCCUAGCAAGUGUUACUGUGACUUGGAAACUUGUGACAGUGACUGUUCUGUAUCUUUGGAAUGUAACAAGGUCUGUAGUUGUAAUGAAGGAUAUACAUUCCAGAAUGGUGCUUGUAUUAGAAAACCUCCACACUGUACAACAAUAAAGACAACAACUUUAACUUCAACUGAAACAACACCAACAUUACCUUGUGAGUUAAUUGAUGGUUUGAAAAGCCCAAUAUACAUCCCAGACCGUCAUAUUACUGCAACACCUCUCAGUCAUAUGGACACAGCCGUAAACAUUCGACCAAACAAAGAAGGUUGGAAAGUACCAGUACCUUCUGAUCAGGAAGCACAACCAUCAGUAACCAUCAAAUUGACAAAUAACCCUGAAGGUGUUCUACUCUCAGAAAUUAUUGUCGAAGGAAAUGUGAGAAGCUACAUUGUACAGUUGAAGUUUGCAAAUGAUUUCGCAUUUGAGUCAUUGGGUUCCUUUAUCAAUGGAAAAACUCAUUAUAAGACAAAUGAACUUUUAAAUGUCACAGAAAUUCGUAUUCUAUUGGAAUCAGCGAAACCUUUGGACAUGGAUGUCUACCCUGCAGAAUAUGAUGUCAAAGUUUCUAUACUUGGAUGCUUUACACCAGAAUUCACCACACCUGUUGUUACAGCCACCACUCCUACUACAUCAGCUCUUACCACCUUAUCUCCUACCUCAACAUCCACUUUGGUACCAACAACAAUGACACCUCCAGUAAUUACAACUCAAGUGCCAUGUGUUGUUACUGAUGGAAUGGAGCAGCCUGUACUCAUCCCUGACAGUGCCAUUACUGGAUUUCCAAUUUUCGAAGAACACAGAGUCACCAAUGUUCGGCCUGGUCGACCAGGAUGGUUGGUUCCAGUUCCAAUCAGUGAAGAGAAACCAACUCUGUUUGUAACUCUUACAAACAGCUCAGCUGGUGUGACACUAGUCGAAGUGAUUUUGAGAGGAAAUGUUCAAACUUUCUCUGUCAGUACAUGGGAUGAAACGACACAGACGUACAAACUCUUAGCUACAGAUAUCACAGAAAGUCUUCUACUAAAGAAUGAAAUAAAAGCUCAAAAGUUAAAGAUUGUCCUUGAGUCUCCCAAGCCAAUGGUUACCAUUUAUCAAGUCUGGCUCUCUAUUAAGGCCUGUUUCCCAGAAAUUACUCAAUCAACAGUAUUAACAUCUACAGUGAUUAUCAGUGGAACACCAACACAGGAAAUAACAGGUACUGUGACUAGUGUAGUACCAACAACAUCGGAAGCAACUAUGAUAGAAUCAUCACCUAAAACUACAGUACCUACAAUGGCCAGUACCCCAGUGGCUACAAUAUCAGUGGUACCUUCAAGCAGUAAUGUGCUUACUGAGGAAACAGCAACAUUUACAAGUGGAGUACCAACUACAUCAGAAGCAACUAUAAUGGAAUCAUCACCUAAAACUACAGUACCUACAACGACCGGUACCCCAGUGGCUACAAUAUCAGAGGUACCUUCAAGCAGUACUGUGCUUACAGAAGAAACAGCAACAUUUACAAGUGGAGUACCAACAACAUCAGAAGCAACUAUAAUGGAAUCAUCACCUAAAACUACAGUACCUACAACGACCGGUACCCCAGUGGCUACAAUAUCAGAGGUACCUUCAAGCAGUACUGUGCUUACAGAAGAAACAGCAACAUUUACAAGUGGAGUACCAACAACAUCAGAAGCAACUAUAAUGGAAUCAUCACCUAAAACUGCAGUACCUACAACAACUGGUACCCCAGUGGCUACAAUAUCAGAGGUACCUUCAAGCAGUACUGUGCUUACAGAAGAAACAGCAACAUUUACAAGUGGAGUACCAACAACAUCAGAAGCAACUAUAAUGGAAUCAUCACCUAAAACUACAGUACCUACAACGACCGGUACCCCAGUGGCUACAAUAUCAGUGGUACCUUCAAGCAGUAAUGUGCUUACUGAGGAAACAGCAACAUUUACAAGUGGAGUACCAACAACAUCAGAAGCAACUAUAAUGGAAUCAUCACCUAAAACUACAGUACCUACAACAAUGGAAAGUACUCCAAUUACAACAGGUACAGCAGUGCCAACAACUGGUCCACCAACAAUGGAGAGUACUCCAGUUACAACAGGUACAGCAGUACCAACAACUGGUCCACCCACAAGGGAGAGUACUCCAAUGUCGCCAGCUACAACAGUAGCAACAACUGGUCCACCAACAAUGGAAAGUACUCCAAUUACAACAGGUACAGCAGUACCAACAACCGGUCCACCAACAAUGGAAAGUACCCCAAUAACAACAGGUACAGCAGUACCAACAACUGGUCCACCAACAAUGGAAAGUACUCCAGUUACAACAGGUACAGCAGUACCAACAACUGGUCCACCCACAAAGGAGAGUACUCCAAUGUCGCCUGCUACAACAGUAGCAACAACUGGUCCACCAACAAUGGAAAGUACCCCAAUAACAACAGGUACAGCAGUACCAACAUCUGGUCCACCAACAAUGGAAAGUACUCCAGUUACAACAGGUACAGCAGUGCCAACAACUGGUCCACCAACAAUGGAGAGUACCCCAAUAACAGGUACAGCAGUACCAACAACUGGUCCACCAACAAUGGAAAGUACUCCAGUUACAACAGGUACAACAGUACCAACAACUGGUCCACCAACAAUGGAAAGUACCCCAAUAACAGGUACAGCAGUACCAACAACUGGUCCACCAACAAUGGAAAGUACCGCAAUAACAACAGGUACAGCAGUACCAACAACUGGUCCACCAACAAUGGAAAGUACUCCAAUUACAACAGGUCCAGCAGUGCCAACAACUGGUCCACCAACAAUGGAGAGUACUCCAGUUACAACAGGUACAGCAGUACCAACAACUGGUCCACCAACAACUGGUCCACCAACAAUGGAAAGUACUCCAGUUACAACAGGUACAGCAGUACCAACAACUGGUCCACCAACAAUGGAAAGUACUCCAGUUACAACAGGUACAGCAGUGCCAACAACUGGUCCACCAACAACUGGUCCACCAACAAUGGAAAGUACUCCAGUUACAACAGGUACAGCAGUACCAACAACUGGUCCACCAACAAUGGAAAGUACUCCAGUUACAACAGGUACAGCAGUACCAACAACUGGUCCACCAACAAUGGAAAGUACCGCAAUAACAACAGGUACAGCAGUACCAACAACUGGUCCACCAACAAUGGAAAGUACCCCAAUAACAACAGGUACAGCAGUAUCAACAACUGGUCCACCAACAAUGGAAAGUACCCCAAUAACAACAGGUACAGCAGUACCAACAACUGGUCCACCAACAAUGGAAAGUACUCCAGUUACAACAGGUACAGCAGUACCAACAACUGGUCCACCAACAAUGGAAAGUACCCCAAUAACAGGUACAACAGUACCAACAACUGGUCCGCCAACAAUGGAAAGUACCCCAAUAACAGGUACAGCAGUACCAACAACUGGUCCACCAACAAUGGAAAGUACCCCAAUAACAACAGGUACAGCAGUACCAACAACUGGUCCACCAACAAUGGAGAGUACUCCAGUUCCAACAGGACAAACCACUGCUUCAACAUCAAUGGUGACUACUUCAAAAUCUUCACAAUCAACAUCACCUUCCGCAACUUCCACACCAAUACCUCCUACGAGCGGUCCAUCAAGUAGUGUGUCGCUAGUGACUAGUACUCCAAUCUUAACACAGCCUUCUUCGACAAUAUCCGUGACCACUGGAGCAUCCACUGGUACUUCUCCACUGACACCAAAAUACACUAAGACUUCAGCAGGCUCAACAAUACUGAGUUCAUUGACACCAUCUAUAGCAUCCACAAGUAGUAUGAAGACAACAGCAGUUGGGACCACAGCAACCACAGUUGUGCCCUCAACAACAACUGCUGCAAGCACACCUACAGUUGUAUUUUCUAAAUAUACAUCUGGUGUAACGGUGGAAACAACUACUGCACCAUCAGGAACAACAACUGCUGCACCAUCAGGAACUACAACCACUGCACCAUCAGCAACUACAACAACUGGAACAACAACUGCUGCACCAUCAGGAACAACAACCGCUGCACCAUCAGGAACAACGACUCCUUCAACAGCAACUACAACAACUGCUGCACCAUCAGGAACAACGACUCUUUCAACAGCAACUACAACAACUGCUGCACCAUCAGGAACAACGACUCCUUCAACAGCAACUACAACAACAACUGCACCAUCAGGAACAACAACCGCUGCACCACCAGGAACAACGAUUCCUUCAACAGCAACUACAACGACUCCUUCAACAGCAACUACAACAACUGCUGCACCAUCAGCAACAACAACUGCUGCACCAUCAGGAACAACAACCGCUGCACCAUCAGGAACAACGACUCCUUCAACAGCAACUACAACAACUGCUGCACCAUCAGCAACAACGACUCUUUCAACAGCAACUACAACAACUGUUCCACCAUCAGCAACAACGACUCCAUCAACAGCAAGUACAACAACUGCUGCACCAUCAGCAACAACAACUGCUGCACCAUCAGGAACAACGACUCCUUCAACAGCAACUACAACAACUGUUGCACCACCAGGAACAACAACCGCUGCACCAUCAGGAACAACGACUCCUUCAACAGUAACUACAACAACUGCUGCACCAUCAGCAACAACAACUGCUGCACCAUCAGGAACAACAACCGCUGCACCAUCAGCAACAACGACUCCUUCAACAGCAACUACAACAACUGCUGCACCAUCAGCAACAACGACUCUUUCAACAGAAACUACAACAACUGCCGCACCAUCAGCAACAACUGCUGCACCAUCAGGAACAACAACCGCUGCACCAUCAGCAACAACGACUCCUUCAACAGCAACUACAACAACUGCUGCACCAUCAGCAACAACGACUCCUUCAACAGCAACUACAACAACUGCUGCACCAUCAGCAACAACUGCUGCACCAUCAGGAACAACAACCGCUGCACCAUCAGGAACAACGACUCCUUCAACAGCAUCUACAACAACUGCUGCACCGUCAGCAACAACUGCUGCACCAUCAGUAACAACGACUCCUUCAACAGCAACUACAACAACUGCUGCACCACCAGGAACAACAACCGCUGCACCAUCAGUAACAACGACUCCUUCAACAGCAACAACAACAACUGCUGCACCAUCAGGAACAACAACUGCUGCACCAUCAGCAACAACAACUGUUGCACCAUCAGGAACAACGACUCCUUCAACAGUAACUACAACAACUGCUGCACCAUCAGCAACACCAACUGCUGCACCAUCAGGAACAACAACAGCUGUACCGUCAGGAACAACAACUGCUGCACCAUCAGCAACAACAACCGCCGCACCAUCAGCAACAACAACUGCUGCACCAUCAGGAACAUCAACUCCUGUACCAUCAGCAACAACAACUGCUGUGCCAUCAGUAACAACAACAACUGCUGCACCAUCAGCAACGACACCUGCGGCGCCAUCAGCAACCACAACUGCUGUACCAUCAGCAACAACGACUGCUGCACCAUCAAGAACAACGACUCCUUCAACAGCAACAACAACUCCUGUACCAUCAGGAACAACAACUGCUGCACCAUCAGGAACAACAACUGCUGCACCAUCAGCAACAUCAACUGCUGCACCAUCAGCAACAACGACUCCUUCAACCGCAAUUACAACAACUGCUGUGCCAACAGGAACAACUGCUGCACCAUCAGCAACAACGACUCCUUCAACAGCAACUACAACAACUGCUGCUCCAUCUGCAACAACAUCUGCAGCACCAUCAAGAACAACAACUGCUACACCAUCAGGAACAACAACUGCUGCACCAUCAAGAACAUCAACUGCUGUACCAUCAGGAACAACUGCUGCACCAUCAGGAACAACAGCUGCACCACCAGCAACAACAACCACUGCACCAUCAGCAACAACGACUCCUUCAACAGCAACUACAACAACUGCUGCACCAUCAGCAAAAACGACUCCUGCAACAAGAACUUCUGCAAGUACACCUACAGUUGUAUUUUCUAAAUAUACAUCUGGUGUAACGGUGGAGACAACUGCAACAGCAACAACUGCUGCAACAUCAGCAACAACAAUUGUAGGAACAUCAGGAAGAACAACUGCUGGGACUGCAACAACUUCUGCACCUUCAACAACUGCUGCAACCGUAGCAUCCACUAUAGGACCAUCAGCAACAACAACUGCUGCACCACCAGGAUCGACAACUGCUGCACCUUCAGGAACAACAACUGCUGCACCAUCUGGAACAACAACUGUUGUACCAUCAGCAACCACAACUGCUGCACCUUCAGCAACAACAACCGCUGCACCACCAGGAACAACAACCGCUGCACCAUCAGCAACAACGACUCCUUCAACCGCAACUACAACAACUGCUGCGCCAACAGGAACAACUGCUGCACCAUCAGCAACAACAACCGCUGCACCAUCAGGAACAACAACUGUUGCCACAACAGCUGCACCAUCAGCUACCACAACUGCUGCGACAACAGCUGCACCAUCAGGAACAACAACUGCUGCACUAUCUGAAAGAACAACUGCUGGCACAGCACCUGCAACAUCAGGAACCACAACCACUGCACCAUCAGGAACAACAACUGCUGGCACGACAGCUGCACCAUCAGCUACAACAACUGCUGCCACAACAGCUGCACCAUCAGGAACAACUGCUGCACCAUCAGCGACCACAACCGCUGCACCACCAGGAACAACAACUGCUGCACCAUCAGCGACCACAACUGCUGCACCAUCAGCUACCACAACUGCUGGCACAACAAUUGCACCAUCAGGAACCACAACUGCUGCACCAUCAGCGACCACAACUGCUGGCACAACAGCUGCACCAUCAGGAACAACAACAGCUGCAACAUCAGGAACCACAACUGCUGCACCAUCAGCUACCACAACUGCUGGCACAACUGCACCAUCAGGAACAACAACUGCUGCACCAUCAGCCACCACAACCGCUGCCACAACAGCUGCACCAUCAGGAACCACAACUGCUGCAACAACAGCUGCACCAUCAGGAACCACAACUGCUGCACCAUCAGCUACCACAACUGCUGGCACAACAACUGCACCAUCAGGAACAACAACUGCUGCACCAUCAGCCACCACAACCGCUGCCACAACAGCUGCACCAUCAGGAACCACAACUGCUGCAACAACAGCUGCACCAUCAGGAACCACAACUGUUGCACCAUCAGCUACCACAACUGCUGGCACAACAACUGCACCAUCAGGAACAACAACUGCUGCACCAUCAGCGACCACAACUGCUGCCACAACAGCUGCACCAUCAGGAACAACAACAGCUGCAACAUCAGGAACCACAACUGCUGCACCAUCAGCUACCACAACUGCUGGCACAACAACUGCACCAUCAGGAACAACAACUGCUGCACCAUCAGCGACCACAACUGCUGCCACAACAGCUGCACCAUCAGGAACAACUGCUGCAACAACAGCUGCACCAUCAGGAACCACAACUGCUGCACCAUCAGCUACCACAACUGCUGGCACAACAACUGCACCAUCAGGAACAACAACUGCUGCACCAUCAGCGACCACAACUGCUGCCACAACAGCUGCACCAUCAGGAACAACAACAGCUGCAACAUCAGGAACCACAACUGCUGCACCAUCAGCUACCACAACUGCUGGCACAACAACUGCACCAUCAGGAACCACAACUGCUGCACCAUCAGCGACCACAACUGCUGCCACAACAGCUGCACCAUCAGGAACCACAACUGCUACACCAUCAGCGACCACAACUGCUGCCACAACAGCUGCACCAUCAGGAACAACAACAGCUGCACCAUCAGGAACCACAACUGUACCAUCAGGAACCACAACUGCUGCACCAUCAGCUACCACAACUGCUGGCACAACAACUGCACCAUCAGGAACAACAACUGCUGCAUCAUCAGCGACCACAACUGCUGCCACAACAGCUGCACCAUCAGGAACAACAACUGCUGCAACAACAGCUGCACCAUCAGGAACCACAACUGCUGCACCAUCAGUUACCACAACUGCUGGCACAACAACUGCACCAUCAGGAACAACAACUGCUGCACCAUCAGCGACCACAACUACUGCCACAACAGCUGCACCAUCAGGAACAACAACUGCUGGCACAACAGCUGCACCAUCAGGAACCACAACUGCUGCACCAUCAGCUACCACAACUGCUGGCACAACAGCUGCACCAUCAGGAACAACAACUGCUGGCACAACAGCUGCACCAUCAGGAACCACAACUGCUGCCACAACAGCUGCAACAUCAGGAACCACAACAGCUGCACCAUCAGGAACCACAACUGCUGCACCAUCAGCUACCACAACUGCUGGCACAACAACUGCACCAUCAGGAACCACAACAGCUGCAACAUCAGCUACCACAACUGCUGUCACAACCGCUGCACCAUCAGGAACAACAACCGCUGGCACAACAACUGCACCAUCAGGAACAACUGCUGCACCAUCAGGAACCACAACUGCUGCACCAUCAGGAACCACAACUGCUGCCACAACAGCUGUACCAUCAGGAACCCCAACCGCUGCACCGUCAGCUACCACAAUAGCUGCACCAACAGGAACCACAACUGCUGCACCAUCAGCUACCACAACUGCUGCCACAACAACUGCACCAUCAGGAACAACAACUGCUGCACCAUCAGCUACCACAACUGCUGUCACAACAGCUGCACCAUCAGGAACAACAACUGCUGCACCAUCAGCUACCACAACUGCUGCCACAACAGCUGCACCAUCAGGAACAACAACUGCAGCAUCAGGAACCACAACUGCUGCACCAUCAGGAACAACAACUGCUGCACCAUCAGCUACCACAACUGCUUCCACAACAGCUGUACCAUCAGGAACCACAACAGCUGCACCAUCAGCUACCACAACCGCUGCCACAACAGCUGCAGCAUCAGGAACCACAACUGCUGCACCAUCAGGUACCACAACUGCUGGCACAACAGCUGCACCAUCAGGAACAACAACUGCUGCACCGUCAGCUACCACAACAGCUGCACCAUCAGGAACAACAACUGCUGCACCUUCAGCAACCACAACAGCUGCAUCACCAGCUACAACUACUGCUACUACACCUUCAGCAACCACAACAGCUGUGUUUUCUGCAAGAACAUCUGCUGCAACUGCUUUGACCUCAGCUACAACUGUUGUACCAUCAGCAACAACAACAUUAGUGAGCAGUACUUCUGCCUCAACAACUGUUACUCCUGUGGUUUCAACUCUGUCAUCUUCGUCAGCAACACCAAUAAGUACGACAACCGGCGUUCCCCCAGCAUCAUCAACAGCAGCACCAUCCACAGCCUCACCUCCAACAACCACGACAACAAGUGGACCAUCAUCAACAACGGCGAAUGCAACUGAGAUUGCUUCCUCUCCUCCGACUGUCGAGACACCACAGCCAACAACACCAGUGACGGUUGGAACAGCAUCGUCAACAAGUGAAAAGAUAUCAACUACAGGCCCAACAACAUUAUCAGGAAGCACAACGAUCACUGCUAAGACAACAAGUAAACCCACAACAAUUUCUGGGACAUCUCACAUUUCAACAUCAGCUUUGACAACUCAAGGUGUGACCAAAUCUAGUACAAUUACAUCCAGUCCCUCCGUUUCUCAGAAAACAUCACCUGAGACAUCACCUCAGACGUCACCUGAGACAUCACCCGAGACAACACCUGGAACAACUACUAGUCAAACAUCUACAGCACCGUCAUCCACAGAAACAUCAGUAACUAGCAAUGCUACAAAAGUCACAACAGCCACACCUAGCUCUACUGAAAGUACUGUUGUACCUUCAACAGAGGCUCCAAAAGACCAGUGCCAGCCAUUUGCUGUAAAUAUCACACUAAAAGUUAUGGGUUGUGAAGCUAUCCAUCCAGUUAAGGUUAUGGAAUGUCGUGGAUCUUGUAACUCUUAUGCUCGCACCAGGGAAGAUGGUAACAUACAGAGUGUAUGUCGCUGCUGUGCUCCUGCUGAAGUUAGACAAGACUCUGUGAUGGUGACGUGCGCAAAUGGCAAAACUCACCGACAUAACUUCAGUCGCAUUGUUUCCUGUGCUUGCAAUGUUUGCACCGGAAGUGAACCUAUGUAGAGGUCAACAACAACACAGCUGUACUAACGUGAACACAAUAUUGUCAGAAGAAUCUAUAUUUUUAACGGAAAAAUUAUAUUUGUAACAUGUUGAUUUAAGUAAAUAAUUAAUAAAUAUUUGCAUUCUCUUCA
Messenger RNA from Octopus sinensis (East Asian common octopus), 10406 nucleotides. Its product is annotated as mucin-2. The record is from RefSeq and is a predicted model, not a curated record. Lineage: Eukaryota; Metazoa; Mollusca; Cephalopoda; Octopoda; Octopodidae. The transcript is spliced from 37 exons. The coding region runs from base 358 to 10275 and encodes 3305 amino acids.